CGACGCGGGAAGCGCGAGGCCUGACGGCUAAGGAACGCGCCCCCAUGUGUACCGCCUUGGAAUGAUCCCUUCUAGCUGCCGUAGGCCGUAACUGUCCUUGGCUUCCGGAAGCCGCGGCGGCCAGUUGCUCCCUGGCCCUUUGCGGAGCGGACCGGAAGGGAAGAAGGUGGCGAGUGGGCUGGAGCAGGAUGGCUGGGCACAGACUGGUGUUAGUAUUAGGAGACCUUCACAUCCCACAUCGAUGCAACAACCUCCCAGCUAAAUUCAAAAAACUGCUGGUCCCAGGAAAGAUCCAGCACAUCCUCUGCACCGGAAACCUCUGCACCAAGGAGAGCUAUGACUACCUCAAGACUCUUGCUGGGGAUGUUCAUAUUGUAAGAGGAGACUUUGAUGAGAACCUGAAUUAUCCAGAACAGAAAGUUGUAACCGUUGGGCAAUUCAAAAUUGGGCUGAUCCAUGGCCAUCAAGUUAUACCGUGGGGAGAUAUGGCCAGCCUGGCACUGCUACAAAGGCAGUUUGAUGUGGACAUUUUAAUUUCAGGGCAUACACACAAAUUUGAGGCGUUUGAGCAUGAAAACAAAUUCUACAUCAACCCCGGGUCAGCCACAGGAGCUUAUAGUGCCUUGGAGAACAACAUCAUUCCUUCAUUUGUGCUGAUGGAUAUCCAAGCUUCCACAGUAGUUACUUAUGUGUAUCAACUAAUUGGAGAUGAUGUGAAAGUAGAAAGAAUUGAGUACAAAAAACCCUAAAAUGAAUCUUCUGGUGCUCUUUACCAUCUCAUUCCCUCUUGUUCUAGUCAAGUAACUAAGCAUUCAAGAACCACAAAUUGUCUGCAAUAUUUGAUUGUUUGCAGUAUUAAACACUUUCUAACUGCUUGUAGCCUAUAGCAAUAUAACUGGUUUAUAAUACAUAGCUUCCAAACAAUGGCACACUCUUGUUUUCUAUGUAUGGUUCAGCUUGUAAAAUAUCCUGUUAUGGUGCAAAAUGCCAUAGGUGUACAAUGAGUCUUGUUAAAUAACUACCUUUUAAAUGUUGUAAUAAACUUGUUUUUCAAU
Chelonia mydas (Green sea turtle) is the source of this 1055-nucleotide messenger RNA. It is a transcript of the gene VPS29, whose product is annotated as VPS29 retromer complex component. Gene Ontology annotation, biological process: intracellular protein transport; retrograde transport, endosome to Golgi. Lineage: Eukaryota; Metazoa; Chordata; Testudines; Cheloniidae. Gene Ontology annotation, cellular component: endosome; retromer complex. The coding region runs from base 189 to 749 and encodes 186 amino acids. The record is from RefSeq and is a predicted model, not a curated record. The transcript has 5 exons.